Molecule: messenger RNA, 1068 nt
Organism: Quercus robur (English oak)
Lineage: Eukaryota; Viridiplantae; Streptophyta; Magnoliopsida; Fagales; Fagaceae
Exons: 1
Coding region: 1-1068 (355 amino acids)
Source: RefSeq, a predicted model, not a curated record
AUGGCGACAACCAACAACAAUCAAGGGGACGAACCACGUACCAUCGCCCUCGAAAGACAAGUUCAGACUCUCGCCGCGGCCAUAGAAUGUCUCACUAAGCAAAACCACGACCUAAAGGAGCAAUUGCACCAAAAGAAUGCAGGACCUAACGAUCAGGAGGAGGACCAAGAAGAUACAAGCGUUGAGAAAAGGGACCAAGAAAGGCCGGAGGGCAGCAACGCCCCAAGCAGACAAGAGCGACAGGACACAAGCUGUCCAUUCACAGCAGAAACGGCUCCACCACAUAUGGCCGUAAAGGUGCAGAUGAUGAAGGAACGGAUGGAUUUCAUGAUGAACGCCCUCAAAAGACAAGUAUCAAGCGACCUCGACGAGUUGGUCCAUCAAACUGAUUCACCAUUUACUGCCCCCGUCAAUUCGUUCUCCUUUCCACCAAAGUUCUGCAUGCCGCAGGUGAAGACCUACGAUGGAUUUAAGGAUCCCCUAGAUCACCUGGAGUCUUUCAAGACCCUAAUGCACCUACAAGGAGUGGUGGACGAGAUCAUGUGCAAGGCCUUCCCCACUACGCUAAAAGGCCCUGCAAGGAUUUGGUUCAACAGGUUGACGCCCAACUCCAUUAGUACCUUUGAGGAGUUAAGCGCCAAGUUUGCCUCACACUUUAUCGGGGGACAUAGGUAUAAGAAGUCCACUGCAUGCCUGAUGAGCAUUAGGCAAUGGAAGGAUGAGACGUUAAGGUCUUACAUAACCCGCUUUAACAAAGAAGCCUUCUUGAUCGAUGAAGCUGAUGACAAGGUACUCAUGGCUGCAUUCACGAAUGGGUUACAGAAGGGUAAAUUCCAAUUUUCUUUAUAUAAGAACAACCUGAAGACCAUGUUGGAUGUACUUUACAGGGCCACUAAGUACAUGAAUGCAGAAGACGCACUACUGACCCAAGAAGAGAAGCCCAAGAAGAAGGGAAGACAAGAGAACGCACAGCAAGAUAGGGGGCAGAAGAUGGCUAGGACCGAAGAACGGCGAAAGGACAGGCGCUCCAAACCCUCCACCGAGAGAUUCUCAAGCUCACCUCACUGA